AUGUCGGAAGAAAUCAUUGAUAUCGCCGCCUCGCUCAGCGAGCUUGAGGUCCAUUUCCCUCUCAAUCUCAACCAUCGAGGCCCAGGCAAGCCAAGGUGCGGCGUUUGCCUCUUCAGGCUGGAUGAAGAUGCAGCACCUUCAAAUCUCGAUGCGGAUGACGUCUCCGGUGAAGGUGACAACUCAAUUUCAUUUCUUCACUUUGGACGCCGAGCGCUUGAGAUCUCUGCUUAUCGAGGUUGCCAUAUUUGUGAAGCCAUUCUCAAGUAUAUCCUUGAUUAUGGGCGACCGAGAACCUGGAAUGAGAAAGUACUCUUUCGACAGGGCCCUGCCAUGUCUUUGGCUAUUUACGAAGAGGAUACCCAGGACUGCGAGGCCCAAGCCACUCGUGUCGGUCGGAGGUUUGACUUCCAGUUCGUUGCCUGGCCUGAGGUCCCCGAAGAUGGAAGAUUAUUAGGAAUAAGAAAGAGGAUGUGUGUUCAGGGCAACACGAAUGGCGAGGUGGCUCUCAACCAGGCGGCGACAUGGCUCGAAAGGCCCACCCGACUUCUCCAUCUCGACUCUAGCACGUCUCCUGCAACCGUUCGCUUAUUAGAGACAAUGACCUGGAAGGGGCAGAUCGAAUACGCGGCUCUGAGUCAUCGAUGGAGCUCUGAAACCGAGACAACAAGGUUGCUUCUAUCGAACUACCAGAGCAAGCUUAUGACGGAUGCUUCCGCCGAGGUGCUUCCACGACUUUUCCAGGAUGUGAUUGAAGUACCCUGCAGAUUGGGGAUCAGAUUUGUCUGGAUUGAUUGCAUGUGUAUCAUCCAGGACGAUAUUGACGACUGGAACCGAGAAGCUUCCUCUAUGGCGUCAAUUUAUAGGAACUCAAAGAUCACCAUUUCUGCAAGUCGAAGUUCAGGCUGCGAGGACACCCUCUUUGGUAUCGGAACGGCAGAAGCGUGCCGGUUAACAACGGUAGGCGAUACUCCGGUCUUUCUCCACGAGAAUUCCCUCAUCCCAUCGCAGAGAUAUGGCGUGAGACUGGGCAUUUCGAGUGGCCCUUACAUCGUCGAGGAUGGGUGCUACAAGAGGAGCUUCUCGCACCACGUACACUCUACUUCCUUCAAGAUGAAGUCAUGUGGCAGUGUAAUGAGGUUGCAGGCUGUCAAUGCGGAGCCUACCAUCGCGCGUUAUGAGUCUUCUCGCCGUAGUGGGAAGCGAGACGUUCGCACAAAUCGCUUGCACCUGCUCAAGCGCCCGCCAUAUAUCGAAACCGAGUUAAUGGAGGAGCAUUUAAACUGGUCCCUAUUCGAGAACUGGAUGAACGUUGUCAGUAUUUACUCACAUCGCCGACUGACCAAGGAGGGGGACAAACUGGAUGCUCUGGCCGGUAUCGCGAGGCAAUUUGGGACCGCUAACGGCUGGACAUAUUGGUGCGGGCUGUGGAAAGAGGAUCUUGCUCGCUCUUUAUUUUGGUGUCCUGGAGCCACUUACGUACCACAUGUAUCGUUGAAAGAGAGGCCCAGGACGACUCUUCCGAGCUGGUCGUGGGCAUCCAUUGCUUCCCCAGUCCAGAUUUCCUCUUUCGAUGCCCCGGCCGAUAAUAUAAUAUUCAAGGGCUGUGACAUCACCUACCGUAGGGUAACAGAUCCCUACCUUGGCGAUAUCGAGCGAGCAAUUCUUACCGUCGAAGGUGACACUUUUCCGGCUUCUCUGAUAGGCUUGGACAUUACACAGCCUUCAGAGAGCAUAGGAAAGUUGAAGAGCGUCAACAGUUUCAUGUAUAACACGGUGGGCGGUCCAUGGGCAAAGGUACUCAUUUUUGGUGAUUGCGUGGUCAACUUCAACCCGGAUUAUUUGACCCCCCACGAACGGAUGGCACGCAAGAUCCCAGUGCUAUGCUUGGUGACUAGGCCCUGCGAGGAUAUCAAGACUCCAUUGCAAUCGGAAAGUUACGCAAAUGGAUGGGACAAGUCGAUCUGUUGGCACUGCAUUGUAUUGCAGCCCGUGUACGAAACUGCUUCGCUCUAUGAAAGGUUAGGAACUAUCAGGCUCGGCAAUUAUCGAACACCAGAACACUGGAGAAAGGCUUGGAAUGUCUCUAGGAGGACACUGCAUAUAGCGUAG
Thyridium curvatum is the source of this 2109-nucleotide messenger RNA. RefSeq lists its product as uncharacterized. Lineage: Eukaryota; Fungi; Ascomycota; Sordariomycetes; Thyridiales; Thyridiaceae. The record is from RefSeq and is a predicted model, not a curated record. The transcript is spliced from 4 exons. The coding region runs from base 1 to 2109 and encodes 702 amino acids.